UACUCUUAGUUCUCUUCAGCUGCUUAACUAACUGUGCUUCCAAUGUGCGCAACUUAAAGAUAAGGCGACAGGAGUUGGUAAUAUCCCCGGAGGAGCCCUCCAAGUCAUCACCAUAUUCCACACGCCUCCUGUUAUUGCUUUACUUCCUCUGUUAAACUGAUAUUGUCUUGCUUCAACGACACACUGGUCUGUUCGCACUUCAGGCGCGGGACAGCAUGACUGGUGGACUCAAGGACGGCGAAACUGACGAGGGAUUUCUGCACUCGCAGUUCAUCAGGAAACAAGGGAACAUAUACAAACCAAAUAACAAAGAAAUGGAUAACGACAGUAUGAGCGGGAUGAAGACGAUGCAGGACGUCCACACGAAAGAGAUCGACCUGGUGAACCGGGACCCCAAGUACUUAAACGACGACGUUGUCAAGGUGGAGUUCGAGGAUGUGAUCGCGGAGCCUCCAGGGACAUACAGCUUCGACGGCGUGUGGAAGGCUAGCUUCACCACCUUCACGGUGACCAAGUACUGGUGCUACCGUCUCCUUACCGCCCUGGUGGGCAUCCCGCUGGCGCUGGUCUGGGGCAUCUUCUUCGCCAUCCUGUCCUUCAUCCACAUCUGGGCGGUGGUGCCGUGCAUCAAGAGCUAUCUGAUCGAGAUCCACUGUGUCAGCCGUGUUUACUCCAUCUGCAUCCACACCUUCUGCGAUCCUCUGUUUGAAGCCAUGGGCAAGUGCUUCAGCAGCGUCCGCAUCAGCACCACCAAGGGGGUGUAGAAAAGAGGGGGAAGAAAAGGAAAAUGAAUGGAGGAUGGUGGGAAUGAGGUGAGGGCUGGAAACCAUAACAGAUUGUAAAGGGAGAGAAGACACCUGAAGAAACUGAAAGAAAAGAGAGGGAGCAACCUUUUUUGAUAAAAGAAGAGGUGAGACAUUUCUAGAGCUGUGGGCGGGAUGUUGGCGAUGAGGGGGCGGAGACAGAGAGUACCUUGCCCCGCCUCUCUUUCUCCGUCUCCCUCGAUGACUAUCGUUUCUCUCUCCAGUGCUGGUUUAACCAACAGGGGCACAUGAUUAUGUCAAGUCAUUCCUUGGGGUUUUUGUUUUUAUUUUGUUAGUGUUGUUUAUCAUUGCAGGAGCACCACCACGCUAGCGCCACCGACACUCUACCCCCCCCCCCCCCCCCCACACUCUAUUAUUCCGAAAUGAUGUGUGAUCCUCUCUCUGAUUAUAGCUUGUUGAAUGAAGGGUAUGAUUGAUUGAAUCAUUGAUUGAUUGAUUAGUUCGUUAAUUGAUUGAUACUCUCAUAUGAUGGAUGUUGGUGUUCUCUGCUGGGUUUGUGUUACUAUUUUUGGGAGGGUAAUGCUUUGGGUGCGGGGAAGGGAUAUCCCUGUGCCUGUCCCAUUGCGUUGUUUGGAGAGAGUUGACAAAUCCCACCUGACACAGCACAAAAUCCUAGAGCCAAAACCCUCUCAACACCCCUCUCAGUCCCACUACCCCCACCUGACCCCCUCACACACCCUCCACCCCGCUAUGCCUGCCAUGACUCCUAGUCUGAAACACUGAACCUGCCCUUGUUUCUGCAUUCACCAGCACCUCUACAAAGCCACCGAGCCAACCAACACACUGCUGUCAGUCUGCAUGCCCUGACAGACAGACAGGCAGACACACAGGUAUAAGACAACCACACAAUGACAUCAUAAUCACUCUCUCCAUCAACACUCUUGUUUUGUUCCAGCUCCAAUCCAAGCAAGAGAGAUGAAAUUCUAUGACAACAACCAAGUCUCCGAACGAAACAGCCUUCGUGGUAUAUACCAUUUUUCUAUGUGACAGAGAAUGUUUUUUUCAUGUUUGCCUUUGAAUCUCCCAAAAAAUAUCUUUGUUUCAUUACAUUCACACCUAGGGAUCUUCUUUGAAACCGUUUGAGGUCUCUUCCCUGGAGAGGGAGGGUUGAACUUUCAAUGUCGAUGCACGUUUGCUGUAGCCGUAGCUAAAUAACCAUGUUUUUUCUACACUUAUUGAAGAUGAAGAACUUUCGUUUUGAGAUUUGUUUGCCCAAUGUAUGCAACUUUUGAGAUGUGUUGUCUUUUUAUUUUUUUUACUCCACAAUGAGUUUUGAGAGUAUUCCCUGAUUGAAUAGUAUGGUCUGGUGUAGACUUCUGCUUAUUGACUGUCGACCACAGGAGGCUGCUGAGGCGAGGACAGCUCAUAAUGGCUGGAUGUGUUCGAUACCAUUUAAUCCGUUCCAGCUAUUACUAUGAGCCCGUCCUCCCUAAUUAAAGUGCCACCAGCCACCUGUGCUGUCGGCAGCUCCAACCAAGGACUAUCAGCUAAUACAGUCCCCUCGGGAAGUAUUCAGACCUCUUCACUUUUUCCACAUUUUGUUACAUUACAGCAUUAUUCUAAAAAUGAUUUAAUUAUUUUAAAAACCUCAUCAAUCAUCAGAAUGUCCUCAUCAAUCUACACACAAUACCCCAUAAGGACAAAGCGAAAACAGGUUGUUUGAAAUUUUUGCAAAUGUAUUCAAAAUAUAAAACAGAAACACCUUAUUUAUAUAAGUAUUCAGACCCUUUGCUAUAAGACUCAAAAUUGAGAUCAGUUGCAUUCUGUUUCCAUUGAUCAUCCUUGAGAUGUUUCUACAACUUGAUUGGAGUCCACCUGUGGUAAAUUCAAUUGAUUGGACAUGAUUUGGAAAGGCACACACCUGCAUAUAUAAGUUCCCAAAGUUGACAGUGCAUGUCAGAGUAAAAACCAAGCCGUGAGGUUGAAGGAAUUGUCCUUAGAGCUCCGAGACAGGAUUGUGUCGAGGCACAGAUCUGGGGAAGGGUACCAAAUCAUUUCUACAGCAUUGAAGGUCACCAAGAACACAGUGACCUCCAUCAUUCUUAAAUGGAAGAAGUUUGGAACCACCAAGACUCUUCCUAGAGCUGGCCGCCCAGCCAAACUGAGCAAUCGGGGGAGAAGGGUCUUGGUCAGCGAGGUGACCAAGAACCCGAUCGUCACUCUGACAGAUCUCCAGAGUUCCACUGUGGAGAUGGGAGAACCUUACAGAAGGACAACCAUCUCUGCAGCACUCCACCUAUCAGGCCUUUAUGGUAGAGUGGCCAGAUGGAAGCCACUCCUCAGUAAAAGGCACAUGACCGCCCUCUUGGAGUUUGCCAAAAGGCACCUAAAUACUCUCAGACCAAACAAGAUUCUCUAGUCUGAUGAAAGCAAGAUUGAACUCUUUGGCCUGAAUGCCAAGCGUCACAUCUGGAAGAAGCCUGGUCACCAUCCCUAUGGUGAAGCAUGGUGGUGGCAGCAUCAUGCUGUGGGGAUGUUUUUCAGCAACAGGGACUGGGAGACUAGUCAGGAUUGAUGGAAAGAUGAAUGGAGCAAAGUACAGAGAGAUCCUUGAUGAAACUUUGCUCCAGAGCGCUCAGGACCUCAGAAUGGGGCAAAGGUUCACCUUCCAACAGGACAAUGACCCUAAGCACACAGCCAAAACAAUGCAUAAGUGGCUUUGGGACAAGUCUUUGGAUGUCCUUGAGUGGCCCAGUCAGAGCCACCCACUUCCAGUAGCCAAACGAACAUCUCUGGAGAAACCUGAAAAUAGCUGUGCAGCGACACUCCCCAUCCAACCUGACAGAUCUUGAGGAUCUGCAGAGAAGAAUGGGAGGAUCUCCCCGAAUACAGGUGAGCCGAGCUUGUAGCGACAUACCCAAGAAGACUCGACACUGUAAUCACUGCCAAAGGUGCUUCAUCAAAGAUCUGAGUAAAGUGUCUGAAUACUUAUGUGAAUGUGAUAAUUCAUUAUUUUUAUUUUUAUAUAUAUAAAUUAGCAAAUAUUUCUAAACUGUUUUUGCUUGGUCAUUAUGGGUGUAUUUUGUGUAGAUUGAUGAGGGGGGGGAAACGAUUUAAUACAUCUUAUAAUAACGCUGUAACAAUAACAAAAUGUGUUAAAAGUCAAGUGGUCUGAAUACUUUCCAUUACAUUACAUUUUACAUUUAAGUCAUUUAGCAGACGCUCUUAUCCAGAGCGACUUACAAAUUGGAAAGUUCAUACAUAUUCAUCCUGGUCCCCCCAUGGGAAUUGAACCCUGGUCCCCCCGUGGGAAUUGAACCCACAACCCUGGCGUUGCAAGUGCCAUGCUCUACCAACUGAGCCACACGGGACCGUGUGCACCGAAUGCACUGUAGAUCUCCCACCCCUGAAAUCACUGCUGUUUGAUAGUGAAUGGGGGCAUGUUUUUUAAUAUACUGACACGAAGCACACUUUGUCUGCGUCCCAAAUGCCCCCUAUUCCCUAUAUAGUGCAUUAUGCUGUAUAAGGAAUCGGGUGCCUUUCGGGAAGCACAAUUUGACUGUCACCUUUUUCCUACCUGCUCUCUGUGAGGAUGGUAAAUAUUAGCACGUUGCUUGAUUGAAUGAAAAAGGUCAUAUGUAUUUUUAUAUUAAAAUGACAUUUUCCUUUCCUUGCUUUUACUGUACAAUCUCACAUCACGCUGUGCACAUUAAAAUGUAAUAUAAUCCCAUCUGCUAGUGAUGCUUGCUUGUUAGGUUUGUUUUGUUUUGUAAAUCAGUCUCUCAUUGGGGAGAGGUGAUUUGUUGUUAUAUGACUCUGACCUUCGUUUGUCCAUAGAUAGAAUGUGAUAUUUAGACUACAUUGUGCAAAUACACCUACACUACCGUUCAAAAGUUGUGUCACUUAGAAAUGUUCUUGUUUUUUUAAAGAAAAGCACCUUUUGUCCAUUAAAAUAACAUCAAAUUUAUCAGAAAUAUAGUGUAGACAUUGUUAAUGUUGUAAAUGACUAUUGUAGCUGGAAAGGGAUGAUUUUUUUAUGGAAUAUCUACAUAGGCGUACCGAGGCCUAUUAUCAUCAAUCAUCACUCCUGUGUUCCAAUGCCACGUUGUGUGAGCUAAUCCAAGUUCAUCAUUUUAAAAGACUAAUUGAUCAUUAGAAAACCCUUUUACAAUUAUGUUAGCACAGCUGAAAACUGUUGUUCUGAUUUAAAGAAGCAAUAAAACUGGCCUUCUUCAGACUA
This is a messenger RNA of Salvelinus fontinalis (brook trout), 5004 nucleotides long. Its product is annotated as caveolin-1-like. The coding region runs from base 216 to 764 and encodes 182 amino acids. Gene Ontology annotation, biological process: negative regulation of endothelial cell proliferation; negative regulation of protein tyrosine kinase activity; caveola assembly. The transcript is spliced from 3 exons. Gene Ontology annotation, molecular function: molecular adaptor activity; transmembrane transporter binding; protein kinase binding. The record is from RefSeq and is a predicted model, not a curated record. Lineage: Eukaryota; Metazoa; Chordata; Actinopteri; Salmoniformes; Salmonidae. Gene Ontology annotation, cellular component: caveola; cytoplasmic vesicle; Golgi apparatus.